Trichosporon asahii var. asahii CBS 2479 is the source of this 786-nucleotide messenger RNA. RefSeq lists its product as uncharacterized. Gene Ontology annotation, cellular component: nucleus; cytoplasm. Bases 1 to 786 code for a protein of 261 amino acids. Gene Ontology annotation, biological process: DNA damage response. Lineage: Eukaryota; Fungi; Basidiomycota; Tremellomycetes; Trichosporonales; Trichosporonaceae. The record is from RefSeq and is a predicted model, not a curated record. The transcript has 2 exons. Gene Ontology annotation, molecular function: phosphatase activity.
AUGACCGAGGAGGACAUUAAGGCACUCCAAUCCACCGGAGGCGACCACCUUGCUGCCACGGAGAAGAACAUCCUCGGAAACGACCUCCACGCCCUCGCCGACUACGUCCUCUCGCUCAAGGGCGGCCGCAUCGACUUCAUCCUCGACAAUGCCGGUUUCGAGCUGUACUGUGACUUGGUCUUUGCCGACUGGCUCAUCCAGGCCGGUAUCUGCAAGGAGGUCAAGUUCCACGGCAAGCGCAUUCCCUGGUUCGUCUCGGAUGUUACCAAGAAGGACUGGAACUGGCUCAUUAACGUUAUGGUGUAUGGCAACCUGUUCCCUGAGGCGUCGCAGGAGGAGAUGGACUCGCUGCGACAGAUGGGCCGCCGCUGGCAGAAGUACUCUGAGUCGGGCGUUUGGUCCUACGAGGAGCACCCCUUCUGGAUCACCGGCUACACCUUCUGGCACCUGCCGUCCGAGGCUCCCGACCUGUUCCAGCACCUGCAGGGCUCUGACCUCUGCAUUUACAAGGGUGACCUCAACCACCGCAAGCUCACGUACGACUGCCACGCGCCGAUGGACACGCCGUUCGCGCAGGCGAUCGGUCCUUUGGGAUCGGAGGAGGGUGCCCCGCCUGUCUGCUCGUUCCGAACGAUCAAGUCGGACGUCGUCGUCGGCAUCCCCUCGGGUGUCGGCGAGAAGCUCGACGAGGAGGAGCCCGGAUGGAAGAUCUCGGGCAAGUACGCCGUCAUCCUGCUCUCGCCUGGCAACCCCGGCCCGAAGAACCAGAUCCCUGUUCCCGCCUAA